AUGGCGGCUGGCAUGUACCUGGAGCAUUAUCUGGACAGUAUAGAGAAUCUGCCUUUUGAACUGCAGAGGAACUUCCAGCUGAUGAGGGACCUGGACCAGAGGACAGAAGAUUUGAAGUGUCAAAUAGACCGGCUGUCCUCUCAAUAUAUGAGCAAUGCCCGCACACUGAGCUCCGAGGAAAAGCUGCAGCUCCUUCGGCAGGUACAGGAGGCGUACGGCAAGUGCAAGGAGUAUGGAGAUGACAAAGUCCAGCUGGCCAUGCAGACGUAUGAAAUGGUAGAUAAACACAUUCGGAGGCUGGACACGGACCUGGCUCGGUUCGAAGCUGACCUGAAGGAGAAGCAUAUUGAGUCCAGUGAUUACGACAGCUGCUCCAGCAAAGGGAAAAAGAAAGGAAGAGGCCAAAAAGAGAAGAAAGCCCCAAAGGUUAAGUCAAAGGUCAAAAAUUCUGACGAUGAGACGGCAAAAAGCGGUCAGAAGAAAAUCAAACUCGUUCAGACCAGGACAGAGUACGGGACACCAGCUACUAACUUCACCAAAGUCCACCCAUCCGAUGUGCUCGAUAUGCCAGUGGAUCCCAAUGAGCCCACGUACUGUCUGUGCCAUCAGGUGUCCUACGGAGAGAUGAUCGGCUGUGAUAACCCAGAUUGCUCCAUUGAGUGGUUUCACUUUGCCUGUGUCGGGCUUGCUACAAAACCUCGUGGAAAAUGGUAUUGUCCACGCUGCUCCCAGGAAAGGAAGAAGAAAUAA
Molecule: messenger RNA, 750 nt
Organism: Staurois parvus
Lineage: Eukaryota; Metazoa; Chordata; Amphibia; Anura; Ranidae
Source: the annotation of a GenBank genome assembly